Messenger RNA from Artibeus jamaicensis (Jamaican fruit-eating bat), 5548 nucleotides. RefSeq names its product deleted in malignant brain tumors 1 (gene DMBT1). The transcript is spliced from 35 exons. Lineage: Eukaryota; Metazoa; Chordata; Mammalia; Chiroptera; Phyllostomidae. Gene Ontology annotation, cellular component: membrane. The record is from RefSeq and is a predicted model, not a curated record.
UUCAAAGUGAGAAGAACCCAGCAAAAUGGGGAUCUCCAGAGUCAUCCUUGAGAUGUGUCUAUUGGGUCAAGUUCUGUCUUCAGUUUCUGUAACACCCACGAGAGAAGACAGCCUGGGAACCACUUUUGGGGAGACACACACCUCAACCGAUUUCUUUACACGUCUUUGGGAGCUGUCGAAUGCCUCCACUUCGGUCGAUGCGUCAAGUGGUCAGUGGACCACCCAGACUACAGACUAUGGUUUGCCUGUGCGGCUGGUGAAUGGAAGUGACCGGUGUCAGGGCCGCGUGGAGCUCCUGUAUCAAGGCUACUGGGGGACUGUGUGUGACGACAGCUGGGACACCCAGGACGCGGACGUCGUCUGUCGGCAGCUUGGCUGUGGCCGUGCGGUGUCGGCCCCAGGCGAGGCCCUCUUUGGUCAGGGCUCCGGGAACAUUCUCUUGGGCACAGUGGACUGCUCGGGAUGGGAGUCCUCCCUGUCCAGCUGCCCCAACGGUGGCUGGAACCGCCACGAAUGUAGACACAGGGAAGAUGCAGGAGUCGUGUGCUCAGCUUCUUCGAGUUCCACAGAGGAGCCCCCGACAAUGGCCACAGAAGGGAUUGGGAAAGAAGGCGCUUUGGCCCUGAGGCUGGUGAACGGAGGUGAACGGUGUCAGGGCCGGGUGGAGGUCCUCUACCAAGGCUCCUGGGGGACCGUGUGUGACGAUGACUGGGACAUCAACGACGCCAACGUGGUGUGCAGGCAGCUGGGCUGUGGCUGGGCCACAUCAGCUCCGGGAAGUGCCCGCUUUGGUCAGGGCUCGGGGCCCAUUGUCCUGGACGACGUGCGCUGCUCAGGGUACGAGUCCUACCUGUGGAGCUGCCCGAGCCGAGGCUGGAACUCCCACAACUGUAACCACGGGGAGGACGCUGGCGUCAUCUGCUCAGCUGCUGAGUCCUAUACUACAUCGUGGCCAGACCCGUGGCCAAUCACUUCCACGCCUUCAGCAGCAGGAAGCACAGACUCAGGGCUCGGGACAGAAGGCGCUUUCGCCCUGAGGCUGGUGAACGGAGGUGAACGGUGUCAGGGCCGGGUGGAGGUCCUCUACCAAGGCUCCUGGGGGACCGUGUGUGACGACGACUGGGACAUCAACGACGCCAAUGUGGUGUGCAGGCAGCUGGGCUGUGGCUGGGCCUCGUCAGCUCCGGGAAGUGCCCGCUUUGGUCAGGGCUCGGGGCCCAUUGUCCUGGACGACGUGCACUGCUCAGGGUACGAGUCCUACCUGUGGAGCUGCCCGAGCCGAGGCUGGAACUCCCACAACUGUAACCACGGGGAGGACGCUGGCGUCAUCUGCUCAGCUGCUCAGUCCUAUACUACAUCGUGGCCAGACCCGUGGCCAAUCACUUCCACGCCUUCAGCAGCAGGAAGCACAGACUCAGGGUUUGGGACAGAAGGCGCCUUGGCCUUGAGGCUGGUGAAUGGAGGAGAACGGUGUCAGGGCCGGGUGGAGGUCCUCUACCAAGGCUCCUGGGGGACCGUGUGUGACGACGACUGGGACAUCAACGACGCCAAUGUGGUGUGCAGGCAGCUGGGCUGUGGCUGGGCCUCGUCAGCUCCGGGAAGUGCCCGCUUUGGUCAGGGCUCGGGGCCCAUUGUCCUGGACGACGUGCACUGCUCAGGGUACGAGUCCUACCUGUGGAGCUGCCCGAGCCGAGGCUGGAACUCCCACAACUGUAACCACAUAGAGGACGCUGGCGUCAUCUGCUCAGCUGCUGAGUCCUAUACUACAUCGUGGCCAGACCCGUGGCCAAUCACUUCCACGCCUUCAGCAGCAGGAAGCACAGACUCAGGGCUCGGGACAGAAGGCGCUUUCGCCCUGAGGCUGGUGAACGGAGGUGAACGGUGUCAGGGCCGGGUGGAGGUCCUCUACCAAGGCUCCUGGGGGACCGUGUGUGACGACGACUGGGACAUCAACGACGCCAAUGUGGUGUGCAGGCAGCUGGGCUGUGGCUGGGCCUCGUCAGCUCCGGGAAGUGCCCGCUUUGGUCAGGGCUCGGGGCCCAUUGUCCUGGACGACGUGCACUGCUCAGGGUACGAGUCCUACCUGUGGAGCUGCCCGAGCCGAGGCUGGAACUCCCACAACUGUAACCACGGGGAGGACGCUGGCGUCAUCUGCUCAGCUGCUCAGUCCUAUACUACAUCGUGGCCAGACCCGUGGCCAAUCACUUCCACGCCUUCAGCAGCAGGAAGCACAGACUCAGGGCUCGGGACAGAAGGCGCUUUCGCCCUGAGGCUGGUGAACGGAGGUGAACGGUGUCAGGGCCGGGUGGAGGUCCUCUACCAAGGCUCCUGGGGGACCGUGUGUGACGACGACUGGGACAUCAACGACGCCAAUGUGGUGUGCAGGCAGCUGGGCUGUGGCUGGGCCUCGUCAGCUCCGGGAAGUGCCCGCUUUGGUCAGGGCUCGGGGCCCAUUGUCCUGGACGACGUGCACUGCUCAGGGUACGAGUCCUACCUGUGGAGCUGCCCGAGCCGAGGCUGGAACUCCCACAACUGUAACCACGGGGAGGACGCUGGCGUCAUCUGCUCAGCUGCUCAGUCCUAUACUACAUCGUGGCCAGACCCGUGGCCAAUCACUUCCACGCCUUCAGCAGCAGGAAGCACAGACUCAGGGCUCGGGACAGAAGGCGCUUUCGCCCUGAGGCUGGUGAACGGAGGUGAACGGUGUCAGGGCCGGGUGGAGGUCCUCUACCAAGGCUCCUGGGGGACCGUGUGUGACGACGACUGGGACAUCAACGACGCCAAUGUGGUGUGCAGGCAGCUGGGCUGUGGCUGGGCCUCGUCAGCUCCGGGAAGUGCCCGCUUUGGUCAGGGCUCGGGGCCCAUUGUCCUGGACGACGUGCACUGCUCAGGGUACGAGUCCUACCUGUGGAGCUGCCCGAGCCGAGGCUGGAACUCCCACAACUGUAACCACGGGGAGGACGCUGGCGUCAUCUGCUCAGGGUGGGCCUCACACAGGGUGGGUCUCCCUUUGGGGUAGUGGUUUUGUGUCCUUGUGCCUUCCCCAGGGCUCGGGACAGAAGGCGCCUUCGCCCUGAGGCUGGUGAACGGAGGUGAACGGUGUCAGGGCCGGGUGGAGGUCCUCUACCAAGGCUCCUGGGGAACCGUGUGUGACGACGACUGGGACAUCAACGACGCCAAUGUGGUGUGCAGGCAGCUGGGCUGUGGCUGGGCCUCGUCUGCUCCGGGAAGUGCCCGCUUUGGUCAGGGCUCGGGGCCCAUUGUCCUGGACGACGUGCACUGCUCAGGGUACGAGUCCUACCUGUGGAGCUGCCCGAGCCGAGGCUGGAACUCCCACAACUGUAACCACGGGGAGGACGCUGGCGUCAUCUGCUCAGCUGCUGAGUCCUAUACUACAUCGUGGCCAGACCCGUGGCCAAUCACUUCCACGCCUUCAGCAGCAGGAAGCACAGACUCAGGGCUCGGGACAGAAGGUGCCUUGGCCUUGAGGCUGGUGAACGGAGGUGAACGGUGUCAGGGCCGGGUGGAGGUCCUCUACCAAGGCUCCUGGGGAACCGUGUGUGACGACAGCUGGGACAUCAACGACGCCAACGUGGUGUGCAGGCAGCUGGGCUGUGGCUGGGCCUCGUCAGCUCCGGGAAGUGCCCGCUUUGGUCAGGGCUCGGGGCCCAUUGUCCUGGAUGACGUGGGCUGCUCAGGGCACGAGACCUACUUGUGGAAUUGUCCCCAUUACCCCUGGAAUGUACACAACUGUCGACAUUCUGAGGAUGCGGGUGUCAUCUGCUCAGCUUCACAAAGCAAUCUGACUACCCCAGGUUGGGGGCAGCCAACUUCAGCAACUACUGAGGCUUCUUCCCACAUGGCCACCAGCCCAACCACCAAUUAUUCCUGUGGAGGCUUCCUGUCCCAGCCAUCAGGACGCUUCUCCAGCCCGUUCUAUCCCAGGAACUACCCGAACAAUGCCCAGUGUGUGUGGGACAUCGAGGUCCAGAACAAUGACUGUGUGACCGUUGUCUUCAGAGAUGUGCAGCUUGAGGGGAACUGUGACUAUGAUUACAUUGAAGUGUUCGAUGGCCCCUACCAAAGUUCCCCUCUCCUGGCCCGGCUUUGUCAUGGGGCAAGCGACUCCUUCACUUCCUCAUCCAACUUCAUGUCCAUCCGCUUUGUCAGUGACGGCAGCAUCACCAGGACAGGGUUCCAGGCUGACUACUCCUCUAGUCCCUCCAACCACAGCACCAAGCUGCUUUGUCUAUCAAAUGAAAUGCAAGUCAACGUGAGCAGGCGCUACCUGCAAUCCCUGGGCUAUUCCGCCAGUGACCUUGUCAUUCCCAACUGGAACAGGGUCUACCAGUGUCAGCCCCAUAUAACGUCAAGCCAGGUGACCUUCACAAUUCCCCACUCAGGCUGCGGCACCACCCAGCAGGUCAGUAAUGACACCAUCACCUAUUCCAACAUGCUCAGAGCAGCUGCUUCAAGCAACAUCAUCAAGAGGACCAAGGACAUCCACAUUCACGUCAGCUGCAAGAUCCUCCAGAAUACUUGGGUGGACACGAUGUACAUUGUUAAUAGCAGCAUCGACAUCCAGGAAGUGCAGUAUGGCCAUUAUGACGUGGACAUGUCCUUUUAUACAUCCUCUUCAUUCUUGCAUCGUGUGACCAGCAGGCAGUACUACGUGGACUUCAACCAGAACUUGUACCUUCAGGCUGAAAUCCUUCAUGCCAACUCCUUUUUGGCCUUGUUUGUGGACACCUGUGUGGCAUCUCCAUAUUCCAAUGACUUUACAUCUCUGACUUACUAUCUAAUCAGGAGUGGGUGUGUGAAGGACGAGACCUACGCGUCCUACCCUCAGCCCUCGCCCCACAUAGUCCGCUUCAAAUUCAGCUCCUUCCACUUCCUGAACCGCUUCCCCUCUGUGUACCUGCGGUGUAAGAUGGUGGUGUGCAGGGCUCACGACUACUCCUCCCGCUGCCACAGAGGCUGCGUGGUCAGGUCAAAGAGAGACGUGAGCUCCUACCAGGAGCAGGUGGACGUCGUCCUGGGACCCAUCCAGCUUCGACCUCUGCACACCGAGAAGAGGGGCCUGGGGGCACCACAGUAGCUGGGGGCCUGGAUAAUCUUGCCCAGACAAAUGGUGGCUCUGCAAUGUGCUAUCAGAGGAAUGAAGGCUCAGGACAACGCUCAGAACUGGGCCCCAAGAACCCAAGCAGACAAGCCAGAAACCUGUGCCCUGAGCAUGGCACCCAGCAGCACCCUGACUCUGUUCACUCCAGCCCAGGCUUAUGGUGGAUGGGGGUUGAGAUGGGGGUGGGGAAAGUCAGGGGCAGCUUUUCCUAAAACCAGGCUCAGUGCUGGGUCAGAAGGUCAGGCCAGCAGCUGCUGUAUCUAAAACCCUGCAUGCGACUGUGUGCCAAUGGCUCACAGGUGCAGAGCUUCCUCUAGAGAAUUACUCUCAGACCUUUUUUUAUAAACUCACUUCUUAGGCCUGUAGUAUACAUCUUAACCUCUUGAUUUAUAGGAGAAGCCGAAUAAAGAAUUUAUUUCAAGCAAG